GUGGGAGAUCUGGUUGGCAUGUCGCAGGGCAAGUUCAGUAAGGUCCUGCGGCGUGUCAGCCAAGCUUUCAUCAAAAGAGUCAAGCAAUUUAUAUCAAUGCCUUUGGAUGUUGGUACCCUGGAUGUGGUGAAGCGGCAAUUUCAGGAAGGUGGUAGUCGCUUCCCACACGUUAUUGGGGUUGUGGAUGGCACACAUGUAGCUAUUGUAGCACCAAGACAUAAUGAAGAAAUUUAUAGAAACAGGAAACUGUUUCAUUCUCUGAAUGUAAUGGUUGUUUGUGGGCCAUCCCUCCAGAUCCUGUCCCUGAAUGCUAAGCUUCCGGGGAACUCCCAUGAUGCACAUGUCAUUAGACAAUCAGGGAUAUGGCAGAGAUUAAGAUCGAUGGAAGGCCAAGACAUGUGGUUAUUGGUAGACCGUGGAUAUCCUUGCACCCCCUGGCUCAUGACUCCUUACAGUAAACCCAGGCCAGGACCACAGACGGCAUUUAACUCAGCGCUUACUGCCACUAGACAGCUGGUGGAGCGCACGACUGGUGUCCUUAAAGGGCGCUUUCAUGUGCUCCACUGCACUGGUGGCGACAUCAUGUAUUCGCCGGAGAUGUUAAGUAAAAUUGUGGUCCUGUGCGCUAUCCUACAUAACAUCGCUGUAAGGAGUCGCGUAGAGCUUCCUCAAACGGAGGAAUUGCCUGAUGAGGAGCCAGGGGUUGGCCGGACAAUCGGUGGGGGGAGUGUGUCCCGGCGGGGGAAUGAAAUAAGGGCAGGAAUUGUCCGUGAUUAUUUCAGCUGAUUGUUAUUGACAAAUGUGAUGGUGCAGUUGGAGAUCCCACAAGCCUGCCUGGCAUCCUUGCCAGCCUAAAGGCACAUUUGCAGGCCAUGCUGGCCGAUGUUGAUCGGCUGCAAAAAUUUUGUUAA
This is a messenger RNA of Pseudophryne corroboree (corroboree frog), 911 nucleotides long. RefSeq names its product putative nuclease HARBI1. Lineage: Eukaryota; Metazoa; Chordata; Amphibia; Anura; Myobatrachidae. The coding region runs from base 19 to 786 and encodes 255 amino acids. The transcript is spliced from 4 exons. The record is from RefSeq and is a predicted model, not a curated record.